Nothobranchius furzeri (turquoise killifish) is the source of this 5529-nucleotide messenger RNA. The record is from RefSeq and is a predicted model, not a curated record. NCBI's taxonomy places the organism in Eukaryota, Metazoa, Chordata, Actinopteri, Cyprinodontiformes, Nothobranchiidae.
AUAAAGUCUUAAAUUUUGAGAUUUUUUUCUGAAUUAGCCAACAGUUUGUUUUAGUUUUAUUUUUUAAGGAACCGAGGGAGGGAGCAUAAAAGAUGAAAAAAAAAAACUAAGCUGUUGUGGGUGUUUUUCUCUCAGAGCACCAGGGUGGACGGGGUGGAAGCUCAAAAGUGCAAAGAACGCUCUGGUGUUCCCGGUGCAUAUUACGAACGCACCUAAAUGUUAAGACGGAAGAGAAUGUUGGUGAACGUGAACGCACAACGAAAAUGGGGAAGUGCAAGUUUGCAGCGUCCUGGCUGGAUAUCCUGGAUUUCAAAGAAUGGCUGCAGCCAGUCGAGGGGAGCGUGAGGGAGGCAUACUGUACGAUAUGCAAGAAUUAAAUAAGUUUCGUGUCAAUGGGCAUAAACUCCUUAAAGUCGCACAUGUGUUGUGCUAGCCACAAAGCUGCUGCUAGCCGCCGAGAGCGGCAGCUACCCAUCGCUAGCUUCUGUGGAAAUCGUGUUGAACCACCACAACAUAGUCCCAACGUAACGUCGCUCCACGAUCGACAGUCGCACCUAGAGCCGGUCUGUCUCUGCUUCCUCAUCUUCUGCAGCCGUUAUCAGAGUGGCUCUGAGCAGCACAGCGACGCUGCAUGCUGAGGUGUUAAUAGUGUCUCCACACAGCGGAAAAACACCAUUCCCUGAACUCAAAUGAAAACUUGGCUGAAGUUUUCAAGGCUAUGUUUCCAGAUUCGGACAUAGCGAAGUUGUUCACUUGUGGCAAGGACAAAACUGGAUACAUCAUGUGAUUCGGGUUAGCACAGGGGCGUGAACUCUGAAUGACCUAUUACAUAAAAGUGUAAUAUCUUUGACACCUGUAGCGAUACAAACGAUGAUUUUACCAGCACAAACCAACACAAAAGGAGCAUUAACCACCCAUACUUGAUUUUAUUUUGGGGGGCAAGUGGGUCAUGUUCACAGACUGGGCUGCUCCGGCAUAUAAUGGUAACCCUGCUCACAGGAACAGAUUUAUGAAAUGAGUAAUAGAAAUUUUGGAGCAUUUGAAAUUUAGCUUGUAUUAUUAAUACAUUUUAAAAGAAACAGGAGUGUUCUUAAGUUUAGAUCGUCUCUGUGCUACCCCUUUGCAUGUGUCUCACUGUACACAAUUAAUUUUUUCUUGUUUUCUUUUUCUCUGAGGUUGCUGGUUGUGGAAUUUUGGAGCUGCAGAGAUUUGAGCUGUGCUCCAAAAGUGCAUGUUGAAGGUACCAAAUGCUUUCAUAUUAUUUACUUUUUCCUUAAUACACAAUUUUAAAUUUUGAAUUCUCUUAUUUGGUCUUUCAGGUUAUGAAUGUGGUGUUGUAAGCUUUGCUCUUUAAGUGUAUCUAAAAGGUACCAAAUUCUAAAACACUUGAGACUUAAACACUCGAUUCUUGGUCUGAGACGCUCAUAUCCGUGCAUUUACAGUCAUUGCCCUUGUACUUUCAAAACAUGGGGUGGUCUUAGGACUCAUCUAAGUCGUACACAUGGUGCUAAGCCCUCUCACACUGUAGAACGUGUUAUAUUGACUUGUCCUUCUUGUCCUGAAAGCCACAUACCAACAAGCAGAGAAUACUUCCUCCAUAUUAAUAAACAUCUCAAGAGGUUGGAGACAGUAGAUUGUGUUUAUCAAAAUUGUUCUUUCAAAACUAAUGUGUAUGGUACUUUCCAGACACACAAGAGUAGAAAACAUUCUUCAUGCACGCUCAGAGAUUUCAAAAAUGAAAUAGUGAAAAGAACUGAAUUUACAAGUAAUAAUGAUCUUUCUGAGGAGUCUGCAGAUGAAGGGCCCCCUGACUUGGAUUGUGAAGCUGGUGUAGUUGGUGAAAAUUUGGAGGAAGCUGUAGUUAAAAACCUUGCCUUGGUUUUGUUAAAGUUGGAGGUCUUUUCACAUGUACCAACAUCAGCAAUUGACAAUUUACUCGAGGGGCUACAUUUUCUAUUCACUACUUCUGCUUUACCCUUAACAAAUAGCUUAACUUUGGCCGUUCUCAAGGAGCAUAAUAUUGAGGUUAGUUCAUCGCUAGUGAAUGAGUUGUGCACUGCAUUAUACACUGGAAAUCCACUACUUAGAAGUAUUGCAAAAGGAGGGUCACUUGAAACAACAUUUAAGCGCAAGAAGUUUUACUAUGAAAAGUUUAAUGUUGUUGAGCCAGAGGAAUAUGUUCUAGAGGAAACAACAAAAAAAAACUUUCAAUAUAUUCCACUGCUAAAGUUAUUGGAGCAGUUACUUCAACGUGAAGAUAUUGUUGGAAAGCUAGUUGAAAACUAUAAAAGGAGUCACUCAAAUUCACAACUGCUUACAUGUUUUCAGGACGGUGAGAAUCAGAAGAACAAUAUUUUUUUUUCAAGUGAAGAGCUCAGAAUUUCAUUAUGCCUAUAUAUUGAUGAUUUUGAAGUGUGCAACCCACUAGGAACAUCUAGAAAAAAACAUAAACUUUGUGCGGUUUAUUGGAUUCUGGGCAACUUGCCUUCUGGUUGCAGCUCAGCCCUUUCUUCAAUCUACUUGGCACUGUUGUGUAAAAGUGAAUUAAUUAAAUCUUUCGGUUAUGAAAAAGUACUUGAGCCUCUGCUGCGUGAUUUAGUCAGACUUGAGAAGCAAGGUUUAUUCGUGCCCCUCCUUGGUUCAUUUAUCAAGGGUACAGUUCAGUGUGUCGUUGCUGAUAAUCUGGGGGCCCAUGGGCUUGGAGGAUUUGUGGAGAAUUUUUCAGCUAAUUAUUUUUGUCGUUUCUGUACAGCCCAGCUUUCUGAUAUAAAUACGUGUGAGGUAAAGACAGGAUCAUUUGAACGAAGAACAAAGGAAAAUCAUCGGCUUCAUGUCAAGACUGCUCAAGAACAAGAGUUGGCCGACCCAUACCCCCUAUGCGACUAUGAAGUUGGACACUUGCGGAUGGUCACCUUAAAAAGACAUAUUCACAUUGCUUGAAGAAUGGCUGCUACUUUGAGGGUGAUACUUGGAGUGGACAAUUCAUCCAAGUUGGUGCUUCCAUCUGGAAUCCCUGGUUCAGUGGACAUUUUAAAAGAGGAAAUACAAAGACAGUUUGGAUUGACUGAAGAUUUCAGGCUUCAAUAUAGAGAUGUUGAGUUUGACAAUGAAUACAUGAAUCUAACCACAACUGGGGACAUUAAAGACAAGAGUACAAUCAAAGUAAUUUACACUCAAAACUCUGAGCCGUCCACUGUGCCCACCACAGCACCCACAGCUGUCUCCAGAGAGACAUUACCACAGUUUAAUGCGCCAUCCUUGCCAGACACUGACAUCCUUUCCUCCUCAGACUCCAGUUCCUCUUGUUCAUCUCUUCGCGUGCGGAAAUGGCCCUUAAACUUUCCAAUACCAACGUUUAGUUUUGAUGUGGAUUUUCAGUUACACAGAGCCCAGCAAGAAUAUGAAAACAAUGGGACUCUCUUAGACCCGAGCCCAAAACUCAAAUCUGACAUAUUAGAUAUGUUAGCAUCAGAAAUUGCAAAAUACAAAGUUUAUCCAUCAAGUGGAGAUAUUGAUGAUGUCGCUAAAGCGUUAAUUCAAAAAUAUCCCUUUCUCAAAGAGAACGGAUCUGUGACUGGCUGUGAAGGCUGGAAAGUAAGCCUAAAAUACAAAAUGGCCAAUUACCGGACAACACUGAGAAACAUAGGGUGCCCAGAGGUGGCAAUAAACACUCUACAACACAAGAGAGAACGAGAGGAGAGUCCACGUCGAAACAACGUCAAAAAGCCACGGAAAGCAGAAGUGAACUUUUUACCACAAUACCCUGCAGGAGAAACAAACAAAAGUCUGGAGGAAGAACGACAAGCACUACUGAUUGAGGUGAAGAAAACAAACAACGAUCAAAUAAUCAAAAUAAAGAUGGAUAAGACGUUUGCACACAGAAGAAGAGAGGUGAUUGAAGAGAUGCCAUUCAUCGCAGAGUUCAAGAGCAGAUGGCCGGCCCUCUUCAAAGUACCCGAGAUCAAUGCGGAGUUCACCCGAAUCACCACAGUUCCACUGCUGUCCACAUUCAUGAGAAGUCUUGACCAGUACUCUAACCAGUUGAUGAAGAUUCUACGAAAAAAAGGAGGGGAAACAGCACGGCAGAUCACAGCAGCGUUGUCUGCAAUUUCACAGAGUUCCCGAAUCGAAGUGAAGCGUGAAUGCAUCCUUAAAGCUGUGAUUAUAUACCUGAAUGAGAACCCUGAAAAUCUCAUCAAAGAGUACAUGGAUUGCAACGUGAUGGAAGCUGAUGAGCUCGAGAGGAUGGAUUUGGGUGUUUAUAAAAUAAUCCACGAAGGAGCACAGCCUGAUGACUCCCUUGAAGAUGUUGGCAUCAUUAUCGAGAGAUGCACCGUCUUGCAGGAUCUUCACGAUGUGGCGAGCGGGUGUGCACUUUUGUUUGGGCUAAUCUACUGCCUCAAUCUGAGUUACCCAAAGCCACUUCGCUACACAUUUGAGUUCUUCCAGAAGGUGCUCAUGGGCCUGGAAGACAAAAAACUGUCUAACAAAAUCCAAGUGCUGAAGAACAAACUCUGCCAAAAGGAGACACAAUGACUCUUCUAAAAAAAAAAUGUCCCCCAAAAUAAGUGCUCUGUUUUCUUGCAGAGUAAAAAUGUUACAGUUUAAAAGUUUAUAAAUACAUAUAUGUUGAUCCUUGUUUGUAAAUAUUUUUUCAGCACUUUUAAUGUUUAAGAGAUUUACUGAAUGCCAUUUUUCUUUUGAUUGUGGAAAAGAAAACACAUUUCAGAAACUGAGUUUUUUUAAACUGGGGACAAAAUUACCCAGAUUGAUUUUUGUUGUUGUUGUUGUUUCACUUUAACAUUUCUGCAGUUUGAGUUACUGUGGUAAUUCUGCAGACUGUAGCCAUUGCAGACCUACAACUGUACUACACUGCACUGUCACUUGGUUGAAACUGGAAAGUUGUUUCAAAUGUUUACAUUUUGUUUUAGGCACUUCAUUUAAUGUUGCAUUAUGCAGUGUUUUUUCCAUGUUUAAGCUUUGGCUCAUUGAAAGCUAUUGUUCAAGUUGUUAAAGCAACACAAUUUUUUUCUCUUGUAUUUAUACUUAGUUUUAGCUCUGGUGUACCAAGUUUCCAUUGCAGGUCAAGGAUAUUGAGUUUUAUAAAUGUUAAAGUAUGUGUGCACAAAAAUGUGAAAGGUUGUCACCUGUACUCAAAUGAAGUGCUGGAUUUUUGGGCCUAGUAUUAAGAAUGUUGUGAGAUUUGCUACAUGCAUUUUUUUUUUUUUUUUUGUUAGAAAUACCAAAGUUAUAGUUCUGAAUCUGAUUUUUGGAACUGGGGACUAAAUCGUCCAGAUUAACCUUUUUGUGUCAUUUAAGUAUUUUAUGUAAUUGGAUUGCUGUGAUAGAUCUGCAGAUCUGACUAUAAUCAAAUGUAUUGAAUUCGGCAUCCUACGGCACACUACAGUGUCACUUUGUUAAAACUUAAAUGUUGCUUCCAAUGUUGCUCCAUUUAAUAUUGCCUUAUGCGGUGUUGUUCCCUGUAGAAGCUUUGCCUUGCUUAUCGUUAAUAAAGUUGUUGGUGCAGCA